Messenger RNA from Mycotypha africana, 1781 nucleotides. RefSeq names its product adenosine deaminase/editase. Gene Ontology annotation, molecular function: tRNA-specific adenosine deaminase activity; double-stranded RNA adenosine deaminase activity; double-stranded RNA binding. Lineage: Eukaryota; Fungi; Mucoromycota; Mucoromycetes; Mucorales; Mycotyphaceae. The coding region runs from base 311 to 1402 and encodes 363 amino acids. Gene Ontology annotation, biological process: adenosine to inosine editing; RNA processing. The record is from RefSeq and is a predicted model, not a curated record. The transcript has 8 exons. Gene Ontology annotation, cellular component: cytoplasm; nucleolus.
CUCAAGUGGAAAGACGCAUAUUUUUUACUCCUCCUUCUUCACUUUUAAAAGACGAUGACGCUCUGGAGAUCGAUUCCCAAUGUUGAUUCAGAGAUUGUGAAAGCCACGUUAAAGAAAUACAAUGAACUCCCUAAGCAAGGAAAACCGCUUGUCCAUGAAUCAAAGGCCGAAUGGACUGUCUUGGCUUCCAUUGUUAUGAUUUACUGCUGUACAUACGCUUCACUUUCAUUUUUAAUAAAAACUCUUUUUUGACGUAAUUUUUUUUUCCGUUUGCUCAAAAGCUAGUAAGGAUAAUUAUUCGAUUCAAGUUAUGUCCUUAGGAACUGGCCUCAAAUGCUUGCCGUUCAGCAAACUUUGUAAGACAGGAGAUUUACUAAAUGAUAGCCACGCAGAAGUGAUCGCUCGAAGAGGUUUUUUAAAAUAUCUAUUAGACCAACAAGCUCUGAUAAUGAACGAAAGCAAUACCAUCAGUCCAUUUUACAUGGAAAGGGACCGUCUGAAACUGCGUCCUGAAUAUUCCUUCCAUAUGUACAUUAGUCAAUCACCAUGUGGCGAUGCGUCAAUGUCGGCUUUAGCCCAAGCACAGACUCCAGAAUCCUUGGAGGCCUUUGAAUCAGGGCAAAAACGGAAACGGUCUUCCGUUGAAGAUUAUGAUAUUUUGGUAGAGAAUAUCUAUAAAAAUAAAAAAAAAUUAAAGUUGGCUAAUGGUGGUGACGAAGUGAAGCAAUUUAGAAGGGGUCGGUUUGGUUUUGACCAACUUGGAAUUCUACGAACUAAACCAGGGAGAUUGGAUUCAGAGCCUACUUUGUGCAUGUCGUGCAGCGACAAGCUAGCAAGGUGGAAUGUAUUAGGUUUACAGUCAUCAUUGCUGUCGUCUGUAUUUGAUCCUAUUUACCUGAGCUCGAUUACUGUCGGAGACAUGUAUGACAAGGAAGCAUUGGAAAGAGCUCUUUUUAAACGCAUAGGGAUCAUCAAAGGAUUGCCUGAACCAUACAAAAUUAAUCGCCCUGACUUAUUCAGUACAAAGAUACACUAUCCAUCUUCGAAACUGUCUUUGGAAUCCUCCAAAAAUUUCAAGGCCGUUGUUUCGAGCUCUACCUCUAUUUCCUGGGUUAUCGGAAUGGCAAAACCUGAAGUUUAUGUGAAUGGGUGUAAGCAAGGUGCGCCAAAGAAUAAACCUCCUACAGCGAAGACAAGGCCAACCAUUUGUAAAAAGAGUCUGCUACAGAAGUUUUUGCAAAAUGGGUCGAAGGCUGACGAUGAGCGGCAACAAUGCACUUAUUUCAAGUGGAAGCAUGAGUCGACAGCUUAUCAAAAAGCAAAAUCGAUUCUUUUGGAUCAAGCUUUUGAUAUGUGGGUUCAAACACCUUCGGAGUACGAAGAAUUUACAGCAUGUCAAUAAUAAAUCCAAUACCUAUAAUUGCAUAACACCUAAAAAGAUACACUGUUGCUUUUGUACAAUGUGAGUAUAUACACCUGUGACAAAACAGAGUCGAACAUUUUAAAACUCUGCAGGCGACAAAUCCUUUCCUUAUGAAACAAAAGCAGUAGUUUCUUAGUAACUCAAAUCGCUUGCCCAUGCCCAUGGUCCGCGCUUCAAAUAUGAAACAAGUCAGAAGGUUAGCAAUGAUAUGGCUUUUAGCACACAUAUACAGCACAAAAUUCCUAGCAGUUUGAUGGACUGUUAACCUGUUUGUUAUUGUCAUACUCUCGCAUGUCUCACAUCAACUGCAUUUGUUUGGAAUAAAUGAUACUCCUAUGACCAAAUAUUUACAAGCAAA